GGAUGAAUCCCUUUCGGUUAAUCUCUUUGCAGAUUAUAAAUAAAGAUGUCAAGCUAUGUCAGAUUUAAAGAAAAAACAAAACAAUUUUAAUUUCGUCGUUCCCUGUGCAACGACGAAAUCCGAACAUUGAACCACAUGGACUUAUAGGGACCAAAACAAAAAUCAACGAGGAACUGACAAGAACCUAUAGACCGGGUGUUAUCCAAACCCAGCGACAUCGAGUUCAUAGAGCUCUUUAGAACUCGAUUGCUGAUUUACAUAAUUAUUCUUUUCAUUCAAAGCUUCAGUUGACAAGAGAAAAGACUAGUGUUUAUUUUUUAGCUUCAAAAUCAAAUUCGUUCCUUCAGUUACCUAGAGAAAGAAAACGUGGACUUGCAACAGUAACUUGACUGAAUUAUCCGGCCUGUAUACUGUAUGGUUCAAAAGACACUGAAAACAUCGGGGGCUGGACUAAAAUCGUUUUGACAGUCUGUAUUAGUGGAUGUUCUGCAUGCGCAACUUUGAUUAAUUGCCGUCGACCAUUGACAAGUUUAGUUCAUAACCACGAGUGAUAAUUUCUUUGUUGUAGGUGAAUGUUUACAUAGAGACAAUAGUAUUGAGCGCGUGGGUUGGGAGGUUUAAAAUGUUAGUAGAAAACUCUCGGGUUGUUUGUCCGUAGGGUGUUGAUUUUCGCAAGUAACUAGACUGCAGAAUUUUGGCCCUUUGUCGGGCGCCAUGGACGAUUUUUGGAAUCAUCUGUCUUUCAUCGCAUCUUAGACUCCUCAGGUCCUCUCUCGUAAGCCUUCCGGGCCUUCAACUUCAUCUUUUAAAUGAAUAGGUAAUAAUAAAUCAAUUACAAUAUUAAGAGAGCGGAAAGCCACAUCAGCUUUAGGUGGUUUUCAUUCGGAGCCUCUACCCCGGUCGAAUUGCGCCAAACUUGUUCCUCGCAAGCCCCCAUCUAUUACUUCUCCAAAACCUGUCCUAAGAUAAAAAGACUAGACAAAAUAUGAACUUUGAAACAAUUGUUCCUUUUGACGAAGAGGGGUUUAUUUAUGAUUUUUUCUUCGAUUCAAAUAAGCGCCCGCAAUUUACGGAUCUCUUAGUUUACCGUGUAGUGAAGCCCAGGCAAAGAAAUGUUUAAUAAAAAAAAUUUCCAGGCAGGAUGAACAUUUCUGGCAAGGAAAUCAGCAGCAAUUCAGGGCACUUCACUUAAAACUCGUGCCUGUCGAAUGGCCGAAAAAUAUAUUACCUCCGAGGUUUUAUUAGACUCCCGAUCCGGAAUGAACUGAACUUUUGACCGAAGAUUACCGGCAAACGACCGAAGACUUCCGAAUAUUUCUGAAAAGCGCAAUGGAUCAUGGGAGCCAUACAGAAGACUAGGCUCUAACGUCCACUCACAUGGCGGGCUAAAUCCAAAAUGGCGGCCAGCAGGAACUUCCGAGAAGUUUCACUGCAAAGCGAGCAGAGAGAAGGAACUGUGAUCAAUUUUACGGUAGGAUCAUCAACAACAAUAAGAGAUGGAGAUUACGUCAAGCCCCAUGCGGGAGGAGGAUAUGCUUAUCGGGAGAGUGGCAACGUAGAUUCAUUCACUCGGAAUAGAUUCAUCGUCUGGAGAAUCACAGACAAUGUACUGGAGCUUGUUGAAGAGUCCCUUGACAUAAACCUCACUGGUAACCACCUUGAGCUGAAGUUUACAGAUGGAGUUCUUUUACCAGUGGUGUAUAUUUUUGAAACUCAUACACAUAUCAGUGUAUUAGCCGCGACAACCAACAGUGUCCACAGGAUUGUGUUCUCUCAUCCUGACAGACUUCGCAGACAUGGAUUUGGUAUAUCAUUCUCUACUGAGGCAAAUCAAUACUCAAUCUUCAAUGAUUUUUCUAGUCGUGACUUAAGAGAUGCUUCAAAUUUUGGCACUUUCACACAAUCCUGCUCAACCUUUGCAAGUUGGCUUUGCCAGGAUGGGAACUGUCUUUUUGCUUUAGCGACUGGAACAGAUGUCAUCUUGUUAAUAAAACUACCUCCUCCAGGAAGUGAAGGUCAAGUUGAGCAGUUUGAGUUGAGGCAAGCUGGAGUAAUGCAGCGUCUCUGGUCAGGUCUUGUUCCUUCUAGCCUGAGGAGGGACACAAUGGCUUCCGAUGCCGUAAUGAGUGUGGGAAUCCAUCCAUAUGGAAAACAAAUGUGUGUGUUUGCACUCUGUAGGGAUCUCAAGCUUAGGAUCUGGUCUUGUCAGAAUCAGUCAUGUAUUUAUGUGAAAGAUCUUGUGGAAGAUAUUCCUGACGAUGUUGAUCUUCAAAACUCCCCAGCUCAAAGUCAUUUGCUUCGCAAAGUGGUGGACCCAGCAACAGGAAGACUUUACCUUGGUUUAUUUUUAUAUUUAGCAGAAAACACACAGUUUUGUGUAUACGAGGUUGAAUCUUUGGAGGAUGGAGUGAGUUUAUCCCAAGUAUCAUUCUCUUACUUUCCAAAGGGAAAUCUGGUAGACUUUGUUGUUACUACAUCUCAUAUUUGGACUGUAUGGACAAGUGCAGAAGGGGAAACAAUGGUCUAUUUCACACCCACUGAAAAUUUAGAUUUACAGCAAUCUGGUUGGACAAGAGUGUUCCUUGAACUAACAGAAAACUCUGAAGUUCUUGUUCCGCCCUACAAAGAGCCAAGAGAAGUCUUUCUUGAGCAGCUGUUCUACCCGGGAAGAUUUUCAAAUCAUUCCAUUCUUAAAGCAAUGCAGAUUUACCGCCAUUUACCAGUUUCCAAUUUCACCAACAAUUAUGAUGAGAACCUAUCAAGGAGAGAUCUCAAGCAAGCUGUUAUCAACCUUAUUGACUCUGAGAUUCAGGUAUCAGCUCCAGAUUACGAGAUGCUUCAUGAUGAGUAUAAUGACCUGCAGCUACAGUGUUGGACCAAGUUCUACAGCUAUGUUGUACAAUACCAUCAAGUCGGAAGUAAAGCCAUGGGUAUUUUUGUUGAUGGCAAUACAGGAUUAGUCUGCUUAGUUAGAAAGGAAAUGCUGUCAUUCUUCAGACCUUGUGAACUGUUUGAACAGCUUCAUCUUUGUGUAGAGCCACUGGAUGUCUCACUUCUUUCCUCAGAACCUUCUCUUGACAAAACCAUGAAAACAUCAUUCAUAGAUUUCUGUAAUGUCAUCAAAAUGGUUGCACAUCAGCUGUCUGCGGAACAUUUGUCAUCUCUUGAAAAUGAUGUGAAGUAUCAACUGAAUCCAGCCUUAACUGCUGACCAGAUUGCCGUUUACCUUCUGACAAACGUAAGUGACGAAGAACAACAAGAUGUGGACACACAAGUGUUCUUUGAAUUUGCCCAGGAACUAGAAACAAGUUUACACAAGGUUCAUAACCUUUUCCAGAGUUUGGAAUUCCUCCUUCAAGGGUUAGACAGUCAAGGCAUCAUAAGAGAUGACGUCAGAGAUGAUGAGGCUGGUUGGUCUGAUGUAUCAAAUUUAGUGAGCUGCCAUCACUUGUUCAGCAGCCAGUUGAGCUCCUCCCUGCUUCCCAUGUCUUCUCACCAAAUGGUUUCAUCACGAAUGGCUGUGUGCAAACAUCUCUUGGUACUGCUCAGUUUGAUAACAAAGCUUAGCGUCAACAAGGUAUUAACAGGUCAAAACUGUGAUGUUCUACAUGUAUGUUAAGUGCAUAUUUUAAUGGGAAGCAUGGUGAACCAAUGGUUAGUGCAAGUGCUGGUCUAUGGUCCUAGCAGUCUGGGUGUGAGCCCAUGUGGGGGUCAUUACUUUGUGUUCUUGGGCAAGACACUUCUCUCAUCAUACCUCUCUUCACCCAGG
Molecule: messenger RNA, 3769 nt
Organism: Orbicella faveolata
Lineage: Eukaryota; Metazoa; Cnidaria; Anthozoa; Scleractinia; Merulinidae
Product: nuclear pore complex protein Nup160-like
Cellular component (GO): nuclear pore
Molecular function (GO): structural constituent of nuclear pore
Source: RefSeq, a predicted model, not a curated record